AUGGAUACGAAGAAGCAACGUAUCGUCAUUGCCGGCGGAGGCUUAGGAGGUCUCGCUGCAGCAUGUCGAUUAGCACGUGACGGCCACAAAGUCGAUCUAUUCGAAAGAUCGCAAUCGUUAUCCACCGCGAGCGGAGCCAUUUUUGUCAGAUCAAAUGGCGUGAGAUGUUUUUACCGAUGGCAGAUGCGCGAAGCCUUUGAAGCUGUGACUGCCCCGAUCAAAGAGCACGAGACGCGUAAUGGCAACACGAAUGAGUUGUUGCAUACUCUCAAUCCUGGGAUUUACUCAGAGUUUCCGGAGUGGUCCACUGACCGCCAAGCAUUGCAGACCGUUCUAUAUGAUGAGGCAUGCGAAGCCGGAGCCAAGGUGCACUUUGGCAAUGAGAUUGUCACAGUUGAAGAGUAUGACCAAGCUGCGUAUGCAACGUGCAAGGCUGGCAACAGAAUCACAGCAGAUUUGAUCUUGGCAGCCGAUGGGAUAUCCUCUCGUCUGCGAUCUCAGAUUCUUACUAAUGUCGACCCAUCCCGCCUCACUGUGAUCCGGGCGCCUUCGACACAUUAUCCAACUGAGAUUCCAGCCGGUAUGCUCGCUAACGACGAGAGAACCAAAUCCCUUUGUCAAGAGCCCGAGUCAGAGAAUGGAAUCAUGUGGGCUGGCCACGGCGGUUAUGCCAUUGGCAAGUACAAUCACCAUCGAAGCCUGUUCAACAUUAUGUUCUCGAUUCAACACGGUGCUGCAGACAGCGAAGCCAGCGAACAGAAGCUUUUCGAUGCAACUGACGACAGUGAAGUAGUCAAGAGCUUCGUCUCGUCGUUCAAUCCCACCGUCGUUGCUCUGGCAAACAUGGUGCAGAGCUGCUCCCGUUGGCGCCUAGCUAGACUGGAACCUUUGGAUACGUGGUCGAGUCCGAAGCGGAGGCUGGUUCUUCUUGGAGAUUCUGCGCAUGCGAUGCUUCCGAACUUGGCAGAAGGAUUCAGCUCUAUUGUGGAGGAUAUAGAUGCGUUGUCUAUACUGUUCUCAAAGAGCAGUGGGAACGUGCCGAAGAUAAUCGAGACGUGGGAGAUGAUUCGCAUUCCUCGAGUGACUAGGCUUCAGAAUGGCUCAACGUGGAAUUACAAGUUGUACAACUCUGGCAAACCGCCGGGGUCUGAGUUGACAGACGAGCAGAAAACGUUGCCGAUGGGGGAAGGCGACGGCAAUGCACCAUUCAACACUCUGCCUUUUGAUAAAUGGAUGUUUAACUAUAACACGGCUAAAGAGGUAAAUCACAUCGACCCACCAUAUGUCACAACAUAUUUUAAUAGUAACUAG
Messenger RNA from Fusarium subglutinans, 1311 nucleotides. RefSeq names its product salicylate hydroxylase. Gene Ontology annotation, biological process: secondary metabolite biosynthetic process. The record is from RefSeq and is a predicted model, not a curated record. Gene Ontology annotation, molecular function: monooxygenase activity; FAD binding. The coding region runs from base 1 to 1311 and encodes 436 amino acids. Lineage: Eukaryota; Fungi; Ascomycota; Sordariomycetes; Hypocreales; Nectriaceae. The transcript has a single exon.